This is a messenger RNA of Raphanus sativus (radish), 3309 nucleotides long. RefSeq lists its product as uncharacterized. The transcript is spliced from 6 exons. Lineage: Eukaryota; Viridiplantae; Streptophyta; Magnoliopsida; Brassicales; Brassicaceae. Bases 1 to 3309 code for a protein of 1102 amino acids. The record is from RefSeq and is a predicted model, not a curated record.
AUGGACAAAGCUUGGGUACAUCUAAGCAGAGUUGAUCCUGGAUAUGAGAGAGGGGCUUCACAGUUUGUCCAGGAUGUGGCUUCAGCUAUGGGAGGGAUUGAUAUGAUUAUAUGCCCGUGCAUAGACUGCCGUAACAUUGAUCGUCAUUCAGCAAGUGUUGUAGUUCACCAUCUAGUUACCAGGGGAAUGGAGGAGGGUUAUAAGAUGCGGAGUGAUUGGUAUCUACAUGGAGAAGUGAACUCAGAGGUUGCAGGUGAAAGUAGAGCAACUGAAUGGAAUGAUGAGAUCUUUGGGCUGUACAGAGCUGCUGAGCUUUUUGAUGAAGAGUUAGUUGAGACGGGGGAUUUAUCUGAAGCUGCAGAGGGAGACGACAAGAAAGAAGAUGAGUUUUUGGCAAAGUUAGCUGAGGCUGAAACACCCCUGUAUCCGAGCUGUGUCAACCAUAGUAAGCUCUCUGCAAUUGUUUCAUUAUUUCGACUGAAGACUCAGAAUGGGUGGUCUGACAAGAGCUUCAAUGAUCUGCUAGAGACAUUGCCGGAGAUGUUACCAGAGGAAAAUGUGCUUCACACAUCACUGUAUGACGUGAAGAAAUUUCUGAAAUCCUUCGACAUGGGCUAUGAGAAGAUUCAUGCAUGUAUUAAUGACUGCUGUCUGUUCAGAAAGAGGUUCGAGAAGCUUGAGAAGUGUCCAAAGUGUAAGGCUUCGAGAUGGAAGACAAAUAUGCAUACUGGUGAGAAGAAGAGGGGCGUCCCACAGAAGGUAUUACGUUAUUUUCCUAUAAUUCCUAGACUGAAGAGAAUGUUCCGUUCAGAGGAAAUGGCUAAGGAUUUACGGUGGCACUCUAUGAACAAAAGCAGUGAUGGUAAGCUUCGUCACCCUGUUGAUUCAGUGACAUGGGAUCAGAUGGAUGCUAAAUACCCAACGUUUGCAGCUGAAGCAAGGAACAUCAGGCUUGGACUUUCAACAGAUGGAUUCAAUCCAUUCAACAUGAAGAACUCGAUGUACAGUUGCUGGCCUGUUUUACUGGUAAACUACAACUUGCCACCUGACUUAUGCAUGAAGAAGGAGAACAUCAUGCUCUCAUUGUUGAUUCCUGGUCCACAGCAGCCUGGUAAUAGUAUAGAUGUAUACUUAGAACCCCUCAUCGAGGAUCUGAACAGCCUGUGGAGCAUUGGGGAGUUAACAUUCGAUGCUCUGAGUCGAUCAACAUUUACUCUUAAGGCAGCAUUGCUCUGGACAAUCAGUGAUUUUCCGGCUUACGGGAAUCUUGCAGGCUGCAAAGUAAAAGGUAAAAUGGGGUGUCCGUUAUGUGGGAAAAAGACAGAUAGCAUGUGGCUAAAGUUCAGCAGAAAACAUGUGUACAUGUGCCAUAGGAAGGGUCUCCCACCAGGUCAUCGUUUCCGGGGAAAGAAAAGAUGGUUUGAUGGCAAAGCUGAACAAGGAAGAAGAGGAAGAAUACAGACUGGGCGUGACAUUUCUCAACACCUUAGAAAUUUCAAGAAUGAUUUUGGAAAUUUCAAAGGAUCUGCAAGAAAGAGAAAAAGGGUUCAGUGUGCUGAUAAUAAAGGCUCUGAUAGUGAGGCUUUAUCGAGUGAAUCAGAGGAAGAAGAAGAAGAAGAAGUAGAAGUAGAUGAAGAUGAGUUAUCUAGAUGGAAGAAGAGGUCAAUCUUCUUCAAGCUACCUUACUGGGAGGAACUUCCGGUGAGGCACAACUUAGAUGUUAUGCAUGUGGAGAGAAAUGUGGCUGCGAGUUUAGUGUCAACUUUGUUGCACUGUGGUAAAUCAAAGGAUGGUCUUGCAGCUCGUAAAGAUCUCGAGGAGCUUGGUAUUAGGCCAGAGUUGCAUCCUAGAGUUCAGGUUAAACGCACAUAUCUUCCUCCAGCACCGUGGUCGUUGUCCAAGGCAGAGAAGAAGAUCUUUUGCAGGCGUCUAUUCGACUUCAAAGGGCCAGAUGGAUAUUGUUCUAACAUCUCAAGAGGUGUCUCGUUAGAUGAGUGUAAAGUCACAGGGUUGAAAUCACAUGACUACCAUGUGUUGAUGCAGCAACUUCUGCCCAUUGCACUGAAAGGUUUGUUACCAAAAGGACCAAGGCUUGCAGUGUUUAGGUUAUGCGCAUUCUUCAAUCUGCUGUGUCAGAGAGUGACUGAUAGGGAGAAGCUUUUGGUCAUGGAAGCUGAGAUUGUUGAGACUUUGUGUUUGUUCGAAAGAUUCUUUCCUCCAAGCUUCUUUGAUAUCAUGCUCCAUUUGACUGUCCAUCUUGGAAGAGAAGCCCGGCUUGGUGGACCAGUACAUUUUAGAUGGAUGUACCCAUUUGAAAGGUAUAUGAAAGUCCUUAAAGACUUUGUAAGGAAUCCUGCAAGACCAGAGGGAUGCAUUGCUGAGUGCUAUCUAGCUGAGGAAUGUAUCAGGUUUUGUAAUGAAUUUUUGAAGAAGACUACAAAUGUCCAACAGAAAGUAGAUAGAAACAUGGAGUUCGAGAACAAUUAUGUCUUAGAGGGUCGUCCAAUUUCGGGAGGCACUUCAGUUACUCUCAGUGAAACAGAAAAAAAGAUUGCUCAUCUUGCUAUCAUCCAAAACAUGGCUCUCGUCGAACCUUAUAUAGAUGAACAUCUACAACAUUUGCAAGAUAGUGAUGGAAGAUGCCGUCGAGAUGCAUCAACCUUAUGGAGUAUGCAUACAAAGAAUUUUGCAAGUUGGCUAAAAGAACAGGUGCCUCUUGAUUCUACAGCACAUGAUGAAACACUUAAGUGGAUAGCUUAUGGUCCAAGAUGUAGUGCAAGGUCAUAUACAGGAUUCAUAGUUAAUGGACAGAGAUUUCACACUAUAUCUGUUGAUAGGAAGAGUCAAAACAGUGGGGUUUAUUACGAGGCAACAGCAGUUUGUAGAUCAAGUGCCAAAGAUACAUCACAGGUCGUUAAUUUGGUUUCCUACAACGGCAGAGUAACUGACAUCAUUUUGGUGGACUAUAACAUCUUCUAUGUUCCUCUGUUCCGGUGUCAAUGGGCCGUAAAGGGUAAUGGAGUGAAGAUUGAAGAUGGUUUUACACUAGUUAACAUGAAUCAUAGUCAAGCCUCCUUUACAAGUGACCCGUACAUACUAGCAUCUCAAGCGAAGCAAGUCUUCUACUCAAGGGAAGAUGAGUCUUCGAAUUGGUAUAUAGUAAUGAGAGGUCCUUCCAGAAGAUACAGUAAGGAAGAGACUCAAGAGGGAACUGCAGACAUUGGACCAUUGCCAUCAAAUAUAGACAUGGAUGCUGAGAUUGAUGAAGCUGAGAAUGCCAGAAGUGAUGCUGAAGGCAUUUAUGUGUAA